AUUGUGGCGGGUCACGUGAGGCCCUGGAGAAGGGGUUGAGCAGCACCGCGGCAGCCGCCGCCGAGAGCCGACCGAGCCAGGAAGCGAAGGACUGGCUGGCUGUGGCUGCGGCUAAGUUGGGCUGGGCGCAGUCCUGGCGGAGGGAGGGGGAACCGAAUCAAGGCGAGGCCCGGCGCUGGGGCAGCGGCUCCCUCCGGAUUGCACUCCGAUUUUCCUGAUUUAUUUUUAUUUUUUUGCUUGUCCUUGCUCCUUUUGAGGACUCCACAUUUUACUCUUUCUCGCAGCCGAUUGAUUGAUUGAUUGGCUAUUGAUCGAUUAAAGGGGCCUUGCCGCUCGGGAGACGCGAAGCCGGGAUCAGAUUGAGCCGCUGCUCCUUUAAGCCAAGCCGGUGUGGGGAGGAGGGGAAAUCCUGCGAUGCGCCCUUGAUCUUUAGUCAUCCUUCCGCCCUUGAGUUCCUUCAUACCCCCCUUUCCAUUCCCUCCUCCCCUUCACACCAACCCUAAUUUGCGCUUUCACCACCCCCGGGAGAAGGAGAGGAAGAGGCAGCAGCAUCGCUACCUAUUCUCCCAUAGGCACCCCCCCCCACUUCUUGAUUGCCACCCCGUCGAUCUAUUCAAAGGACCCCAUUUAAUUUUUUUUAUUGUGCUAUUUUGCAUCCCCACCCUUAGAAGCUGCAUUAUAUUGCAAACCUUGUGGCUUAUAAUAUUUUUAAUCUGCUGCAUGGGAAUCUUUUCUUCCUAAAUAGACAGAGCUUUCGGCUUAGCUUUCCCCCCACCCAACGCCUUGAAUGGGGAAAAGAUUUUUUAAAAUCCGUUUAGGCUUUCUGUAUCAGAUUUUAAUAAUCCAUAAAUGGUCCUUCUUUUUAUUUAUCGCCUAGUUUACAGGAUCCGGAACUCUCGUUUUCUUCCCGGCUUUCCUUACUGUGUGAUAGUGUGGUGAUAGGUAGCAGUCCCUCUUCCCCCUCCCCCCGCUUUAAUUUUCGAUUUGUCUUUCUCUUGGGUUGAAACUGUGGAUCUGCUUUAUGUUGUUGUUCCUUCUGCGUGUGGCAAAGGUGCAAGAGAUCGCCUGAUGCACUAGGCUGCUAAUUAAUUUUUGGUGGUGGUAUUUGUGACGGAGAGAGAGCAAUAGGGAUAGCUGCUGAAUAUAGUUGUAUCUUUUAAAAAUAGAUUUUUUUAUUUAAAAGGGGGGGGAGACCCAAGAUGGCUGGAGGUGGUUGUGAGGAGCAUGUAGGAUUUUUUUUGAUCUGAUGAUAAAAGCUAAAAGGCACAGCAGCUGCGGCUGUAUAAACUCAAUUUAGAGCCCUCCCUUUCUCUCCCUUUUCUCCUCCCCCCCAACUGAAACAUCAGGCACACACUUUGCAGGGUGGUGCCAUCCACCAGCUCCCCCCUUUCCUUUUACAGAUUUUUUCCUACUUUCACUCACACAUAGACACAGACACACACACACACACUCACACUCCAAUUAAAAAACCCCAGCUCAAAAUGGCUGAGGACUAACAGAGUCCUCCUGGAAUUGUACAUUUCAGCAGUUCCCUUUAAGCGUGUUUGUGUGUGUGUCUGUCUUCUCUCCUCUCUCCCCCACCCCCUUUACAGGCUGGUUCCAAAAGGAGAAAUAGCUUUCAUGUCAAAAGGAAAACAGAGAAGCAAAGGGGAAGAAGCGGGGGCUGGGCUCUUCAUUAGCAGUUGAGAAAUUCCUUUUCAGUUUGAUCAAGGCAUACUUGUUUUCCUUCCAGCAAGAGCAACCCAUCACUCUCCAAAAGACUGAGGAUUUUGGAGAGGGGAGUAUUGUUUCCAUUUCAGUCUUAUUAAAGUAAAAAAGAGAGUCAGAUUUUGAGAAGGAGAAAUCCCAGGGUGUUUGGGGAGCAGGUUGAUUCUCUUGGUUGAAUUUGUCUUCAGCGGAUUCUACCCUCCAGAGUCUGUAUAUCUUUUUUUUUUACCCCUUCUCAUUCCUAUUUGUGAAAGGAUGGGAGGUUCCUUUUGGCUCUGGGCUGGAAUUUCAUCCAAAUGAUUGACCAGUCUUCCUACUGAGAUUGCACUGUCCCAAAGCCAAGGAUUUCUUUUUCCAAUUUUUGCACCAUUCAGAUACAUUAGAAGCUAGUUCUGCAAUUUUUAUCUUUUUGUUUUUUAAUCUUGCAUUUGGAUUUUAUCUCCAGCUUCUUUGUGGUGAAAGACUUGAAUUCUGAACUCUCUUAUGGGAAGAAAAAGAAUUUGGAAAGGGAUUCUUGGGUUUAGUCAAGAGGAAUAGAAAGUUCCUUCAAAAUAUCAAAUGUUGGGUGAAGGCUUGUGAUAAAAAUACUGAACUGGCAGUUUUAGGAGAUUUAUAUGGAAUUUGGACUCCUUCCUUCUGGAUUUUGUAUGGAUUUUUCCCAGUUCUCGCAACUUAGUGGCCUUUCUGUUGCAAAAGUGGAAACUCAUCUGUGUCGGUAGACCAAAAACUGACUUUUAAAAGAUAAUUUUGUUUUAUAAGAAUUUGUCUUGGUGAGACAUGGCUGAAAACUGGAAGAACUGUUUUGAAGAAGAGCUUAUAUGCCCCAUCUGUCUGCAUGUCUUUGUGGAACCUGUCCAGCUUCCUUGUAAGCACAAUUUCUGUAGGGGAUGCAUAGGAGAGGCAUGGGCCAAAGAGACCGGGCUUGUGCGUUGUCCUGAAUGUAACCAGGCCUACAACCAGAAGCCCAACCUUGAGAAAAACUUAAAGCUGACCAACAUUGUGGAGAAAUUCAACUCUCUCAACCUGGAAAAGACCCCUUCAGUCUUGCACUGUGUCUUCUGCCGCCGCGGGCCGCCACUGCCUGCCCAGAAGAUCUGUUUAAGAUGUGAGGCACCAUGCUGCCAGUCCCAUGUUCAGACGCACCUGCAGCAGCCCUCUACAGCGCGUGGGCACCUCCUGGUGGAGGCAGAUGACGUCAGGGCCUGGAGUUGCCCCCAGCACAAUGCCUACCGACUGUACCACUGCGAGGCCGAGCAAGUUGCUGUCUGCCAGUUCUGUUGCUACUACAGUGGGGCACACCAAGGCCACUCGGUGUGUGAUGUGGAGAUUCGGCGCAAUGAGAUCAGGAAGAUGCUAGUGAAGCAGCAGGACCGUCUUGAGGAGCGUGAACAAGACAUCGAAGAGCAGCUGUACAAGUUGGAGUCUGACAAGCGGCUGGUUGAAGAGAAAGUGAAUCAGCUGAAGGACGAGGUGCGCCUGCAGUAUGAGAAAAUGCACCAGAUCCUUGAUGAGGACCUGCGCAAGACUAUGGAGAUCCUAGACAAGGCCCAGGCUAAGUUCUGCAAUGAGAAUGCUGCCCAGGUGCUGCACCUCAGUGAGCGUAUGCAGGAGGCCAAGAAGCUGCUCAGCUCUGUUCAGGUCAUGUAUGACAAGACCGAGGACAUCAACUUCAUGAAGAAUACCAAGUCAGUGAAAAUCUUGAUGGAUAGGACCCAGAACUGCACAGGAGGCAGCCUGCCCCCUCCCAAGAUUGGCCACCUCAACUCCAAGCUCUUCCUGAAUGAGAUUGCCAAGAAGGAAAAACAACUGAGGAAGCUGCUAGAAGGUCCCUUCAGCACCCCGGUGCCCUUCCUGCAGAGCAUCCCUAUGUACCCUUGCAAUGUCAGCAACUCAGGAGCCGAGAAACGCAAGCACUCCACAGCUUUCCCAGAAGGCAGCUUCUUGGAGCCGUCCUCGGGACCUGUUGCCAGCCAGUAUGUGAGCCAGGGGGCUUCAGCUGGCGAAGGCCAGUCUGCACAACCCAUGGUGCCUUGUAGCUCCACCCAGCACAUAGUUGGACUCCCCAGCGGCCCCCAGCCGGUUCACUCUGGCUCGAUGUUCAACCCGUCUCAUUACCCCAACAGCACAUCAUCUCAGCAGUCCGUGCUGUCUCAGUAUGGUGGGCGCAAAAUCCUCGUCUGCUCAGUGGACAACUGUUACUGUUCUUCAGUAUCCAAUCAUACCCAGCAUCAACCAUACCCACGGUCAGGCCACUUUCCCUGGACAGUGUCAUCGCAGGAAUAUUCCCACCCACUCCCACCUGCUCCGUCUGUACCUCAGUCGCUUCCAGGAUUGGCAGUGAGAGAAUGGAUUGAUGCAUCUCAGCAACAUGGACGCCAGGAUUUCUAUAGAGUUUAUGGUCAGCCUUCCACCAAACACUAUGUUACCAGUUAACCAUCUGGUUUGAAUAGAAUCUUGUUCCUUUUUGAGACCUUUUUAAAAAUCUAGGGGGUUUUUUUUUGGUUGUCGCUUGUUUUUAAAUCAAAUCAAUUUCCAUUUAUCCCUAUCACUUGACAGAGUCAGAGGGGCACUGCUAUGAUCUCUAUUUUUAAUUUAAUUUUUAAAAAUCCUCCCUUGUACCAGGGGUGGGGAGGGGGAAGCUAUGGAAGAAAUGAACAAGGAUUUCAAUCAAGCAUAUACUUCUGGAUCAUGUGAUGUUGCUACUUUCCAGUUUGGAAAACUUUUUAAAGGGACAAAUGAUCCUUUUCUGUUUUGAAGUCUCUGGGUUCUUUGGUUUUGCUUUUAAAAUUCUUUUUCCUUCCCAUUUUUAAGAGAUGAAAAUUUCUAUAAUUGAUUCAUUAAGAAAAUGACAUUUGUAGGUUUUUUUAAAAAGGCUGAUUCUUUUUUUGUGUUUAAAAGGCCACGUAUCGUGCAUAUUGGCAUUUUUCUUCUUUCAGAGAUUUGUAAAUACACAAUGGCAGGAAAUGAAAUGCACAAAAAAGGGAAAAGAAACUAAAAAAAAAAAAGAAAUAAAAAAAACUGUUAGUUUCCAGGAGGGAAGUGUGCACUAAGAUGCACAUGUUUCUUCCUGUGUUUCGUUGAUGCAACUUCCUCUAACAAGCACUUUGUAUUAAAAAAAAGUGGACUUCCUGUUAUAAGGCGCAGGUAUUUAUUCUGUAACCAAUUUUAGAACACACACACAAAAUAUUCAAAUAAAUGUGAUCACUUAGUGCAAA
Messenger RNA from Hemicordylus capensis (graceful crag lizard), 4922 nucleotides. It is a transcript of the gene TRIM8, whose product is annotated as tripartite motif containing 8. The transcript is spliced from 7 exons. Lineage: Eukaryota; Metazoa; Chordata; Lepidosauria; Squamata; Cordylidae. Bases 2485 to 4140 code for a protein of 551 amino acids. The record is from RefSeq and is a predicted model, not a curated record.